UUGGCAUAGGCGGAAAUCCCAGGGGGGACGGGGGGGACACGACCCCCCCAUCCUGGGAAAAAUAUGACUUGUCCCCCCCAAUAUAUCACUGUAAACAUAACUAUGUAAUUUCAAUAAUAUUAAUAAUACGCAAUGAAAGCACUUGUGCUGAUUAUAGACACUUAAUAGCGCGUUUUUAAGUUUCACAAGAUUGCGACCCCCCCGCCCUUUGCCUCACGAUGGUUUGAUCCACUGCCAGUUCUUUAGCUUGCAAGGUAAUAGAGGGUUCGUAUCUACUGUCCGAAAGGCACUCGAUGUACGUAACUGACGUGAGGCAGAGCAGGCAACAGAUGGCACACAGACAGCUGAGUUGGGGACAGAUAUGCAGGGACAGACUGGCAGAGACAGGGAGUCUCAGGAGUCAGACUGUGAGUCAGUGAGGGUGGUGAAAGGGAAAGAGCCAAGGAGAGAGACUUCAGAGGACAGUGUCACAGCCACGGCAGGACCAGGUGUCACCCUUGUUGCCAGCAGCACCAGUAUAGGGGACAGUGGCACAGCAUCGUCCAGUUACCUCAGUGAUGGCACAAAACCAUAUCAGCCACACCCACAAUUUAUAGAACCGCAAACUCUUGCCAACAGAGUGUUGACGUUUCAAGAGAGAUGGUUUCGCGAUUUCCCCUGGCUACAUUAUAAUCCAUCAAUAAAAGGAGUGUUGUGUUUUCACUGUAGCCAAGGGUUUUCAAGCCAGCCAUCUUUUGGCCAAAGAGCAGAUGCUGCCUUCAUUAGUGCAGGAUUUAGGAACUGGAGAAAAGCCAUUGAAAAAUUCACAGCACAUCAAAACUGCCAAACCCACCGCCACUUUGUAACUGUAACAGCACACCAGCUAAAUCCAAUCAGUGUCCAGUUAUCCAGCGCGUGGGGUAAACAGCAGGAGGACGCAAGGCAUUGCUUGAUGAAAAUUGUUAGUUCGGUGCGGCAUGUAGUAAGACAGGGACAAGCCUUUAGAGGCCACACGGAUGACAGUGGGAAUUUAUACCAGCUUUUGAAACUCAGGGCAGAAGAGGAUGAUCCCAUUUUACUGAAGUGGUUAACAGAGCGUACCACAAUGUACACAGGCCCCAAAGCACAGAAUGAAAUUCUGAACAUGGCCAAUACAGUCAUUCGAGGCAUUGCAGCUGAGAUUAGGUCUCUUCCGAUUGUACAAUUUUCAUUAAUUGUUGAUGGUACUCAAGAUGUCUCUGGUGCUGAACAGGAGAGUGUCUGUCUGCGUUAUGUUGACCAUGACCUUGUCCCUCACGAGGACUCGCCUGUUGUCUCCGACACCCUGUCUCUGGUAUGCAGGCUGCAGUCGAGUGUGUGCGGUCAUCUCUUAGGGGCAAGAGAAAUGACGAAAGCUACCUUGCACUGUAGGAGAAAGCAACAACUUUGAUUGACUCUAUUGAA
This is a messenger RNA of Salvelinus fontinalis (brook trout), 1422 nucleotides long. RefSeq names its product zinc finger MYM-type protein 1-like. The transcript has 3 exons. The record is from RefSeq and is a predicted model, not a curated record. Bases 362 to 1408 code for a protein of 348 amino acids. Lineage: Eukaryota; Metazoa; Chordata; Actinopteri; Salmoniformes; Salmonidae.